Molecule: messenger RNA, 2010 nt
Organism: Nelumbo nucifera (sacred lotus)
Lineage: Eukaryota; Viridiplantae; Streptophyta; Magnoliopsida; Proteales; Nelumbonaceae
Product: UPF0481 protein At3g47200-like
Source: RefSeq, a predicted model, not a curated record
UCCAUAAGCAGGUCUCUCUCUCCCCGCUUUUUCCUAUUGUUGCAAGCAAGCGAACAUCUUCAUUACUCCAUAGCACAGAUUUACAGAUUCUCUCCUACAAUACUAGUCAUCAGCAAAGAUUUAAAUCCUCACAGGAUGGAAUGGACUUGGGCACCAAUGAAUGACAGUGGAUCAUCACCACUUUCGGAGAAGAUGGAACGGACUUGGGCAUCUAUAGUUGGUAUUGAACCAUCACAUCAAGAAAGGAUGGAAUGGACUUGGGAACCAAUGACUGGAAGUGAACCACCACCUCCAGAUAUGGUGGAAUGGACUUGGGCAUCAAUCCCUGGCAUUGGAUCAUCACCUCCAGAAAGGAUGGAAUGCAAUUGGGCACCAAUGGAUGGCAGCAUGCCACCACCAUAUUUAGAAAGAGAAAGGGCUCCACAAGGAAAGGGUGAGCGUCAUGGGAAGCUGUCAGAAUCCAUCAUACAGGACUGUGGUCUUAGAGAUAAUACAAAACCUCCAAAAUCCCUUAGUAGUAUCUACAGAAUACCAAAGGCGCUUGUCAAGAUCAAUGAAAAGGUGUAUGUGCCUCAGAUAGUUUCCAUUGGCCCCUUUUAUUAUACAAUAAAACAUGAUACCAGAAAACAGAAAAACAAAUAUCUCAGAUACUUUCUGCGCCGUAAUCCCAACUGCAGCUGGGAAACAACCUUGGAUAGCUGCGUCGAAGCCUUGAAAGAAGAAGAAAAAAAGGCUCGAAGGUGGUAUUCCGAAGAGAUAGAAUCCAUCAAUAGUAAUGAGUUUGUGACAAUGAUGUUAGUGGAUGGUUGCUUCAUUCUCGAGUUGUUAUGUAGAAUGUAUGAGAAAAACAACCCACAACCAGCUGUGAUCGGCAACAAAACCCAGGACAACAACGAUGAUGAAGAGGGCCCAGUAUCCAAGAAGAUGCUCCCAAGAAUACGACACGACAUGUUAUUACUUCAAAACCAACUUCCCUUAUUUAUCCUUGACCGAUUAUUUGAGAAAACCAUUAUCCACAUCUCACCAAUACCCCUCAAUGAACUUGUCUUUCAUUUCUUUCGAGACAUAACUCCGAUCCAUGUCCAUGACUUACGAGACAAACCCAAGCAUAUACUCCAUUUAUUGCGCCAAUUUAUGCGUGCUUCAUCGAAAUUGGAAAUCACAGGGAAGAGUAGUGAAGAGGCCAAAUUAAGUAAUUAUUCUGUGACACAACUCAAAGAAGCCGGAGUCAAGUUCUUGAAGAAGGAGAACACUGAUAGCUUCUUAGAUAUAAGCUUCAGAAAUGGUGUAUUAGAAAUCCCCAAAAUACAUGUUCAGAACUACACAGAAUGCCUACUUAAAAAUUUGAUUGCAUUUGAGCAGUAUUUCCCUAAAUGUAGUGGUCGGAUCACGUCUUAUGCCUUCCUCAUGGAUAGCCUCAUCAACACUCCAGAGGAUGUCCAGUACCUCUACAAGAAAGGAAUAAUCACGCAUGGCUUGGGCAACCAUGAAGAAGUAUCAGAUCUGUUCAACGAUCUUAGAAAAGGAGCUUUCCUCCACCACUUCUAUUAUGAAGACGUCUGCACGGAUCUUAAUAACCAUUUUGACAAGCGUUGGAAAGUCUGGGGAGCAAUUUUCAAGCGCGAACGUUUAAAAAAUCCGUGGACGAUUGUUUCACUCAUUGUUGCAACUUUAUUUUUUGUUCUCACCUUUUCAUCGUCCUUGUUUUCUGUGCUUUCUUUCUUUGUCCAUGGUUCUUGACCUACUAUAGCCACUACUCUGGUUGAAUAGCUCAGUCAGCUGGGUGUCUAUCCACGCAUAAUUACAUGCAAGUCGAUGAUCAUCGAUCUACAACCCUUUCAACGGUGGCGCACAGUGAAACGGCAACCUUUCAAAUUCUGCAUCGAUUCAAGUCUUUAUAUGUCUAUUGUUAAUUAACAUUUGUGUGUUUUAUCUCUACUGUAUUGAUGAAUUGCCAUGACUUUGUUCAUUUUAUUGGUUGUGUUUGUCUUGGUCUCUCAGAAAUGCAUC